Molecule: messenger RNA, 121 nt
Organism: Cetraspora pellucida
Lineage: Eukaryota; Fungi; Glomeromycota; Glomeromycetes; Diversisporales; Gigasporaceae
Source: the annotation of a GenBank genome assembly
AAAGUUUAUGUAGAUGAUAAAGAAGAAUACAUAUCUUUUUUAAUAAUUCAUCAGCAUUAUCUUGAUUAUCCAGAAUCAGAUAAUAAGAAAGAGAAAGAAAAGAUGGAACUAAGUACAGAAG